This is a messenger RNA of Styela clava, 2259 nucleotides long. NCBI's taxonomy places the organism in Eukaryota, Metazoa, Chordata, Ascidiacea, Stolidobranchia, Styelidae. The record is from RefSeq and is a predicted model, not a curated record.
UACUGUCAACUUGGGUUAUUUCGAUAUAUCAUCUAACUCGUGGAAGAUGGAUGAGUGGGAUGUGCAACUAAAUGUGGACAAUACGUCACGACUACUUCGACUCAUCAUGAUUCUUAGUAUAUGCCUGGGUGUGCUGGAUGUGCUGGUCCUGCUUUAUAAAAGAUUUGAGAUCUACAUUCUUGUUGCGUACAAGAGAUCAUGGCUAUGGAAAUAUGAUAGAGACGACAAGCAAUAUGUCUGCUAUCUUUCAUAUCUAUAUGAUACUGACACACUUUCUGAUAAAAGUCUCAAAGCUACAUCCACCGUCGUAUACGCUAUUCAGAACCUGUUGGAAGAUUUGAAUUAUACAUACUAUGACGAACAAGGGCAGAUUGAUUUUACAGUUCAAGUUGAAAUAAUCACAAACCUUGUGGAAAGAUGUCACCGAAUGGUUUUUGUCUUGACUCCUGAAUAUCUAAAUGAUCGCUGGAUGAGAUUUCACGCGGAAUUGGGUUUUCAUGGACUUCUCGAGUCUCAAAUGGGCCUGAUAUUUAUUCUCACUCCGGGAACGAAGAGAGUGCUGAAGAAACUAGCAAGGACUGACAAAGUUUGGCAAAGGCUUUUGAUUGCUAUCAAGACAAACCAUGUUAUAAAAUGGAGAAAAGCAAUGAACGAAGAUAAGUUGAAGAGAAACAUCGAAUACAGACUUCCAAAACUUGCUCGGAGAAUUAAAAAAUUACCUGGUUCGGAUUCGAGCUCGACUGAUGGUUGUAAUCCAGAUCUGUGAGCCAAACCACAACUCAUACAAUGGUGUCGGAUGAUGGGGCUGCACAGGGUGACUUAAGACUUUGAUGUGAUUCUGGACAUUCCAUGUAAAUUGCAAACAUGUAUUUUUAUUUACAAUCUUCUAGAAAACAUGUAUGAAAGGGAGGGAUGGGUAUUUUCGAAUACUUGAUGAUUUCAGAUAAGAAUUGAAUCUCAAAUACCCCAAGAAUGUUUGAAUUAAUACAAAGACGUUAUUAUAUGUCCUUCUUUAUUGUAAUGGGUUCAUCGAGAAACCAAAAUCACUUAGAAUAUAGUAUCUAUCAUUCAGUCUGUUCAUACUUUGCUACUUUUUAUUAUAUCUGUUCCACUUUAUCUUUUAUGUGCCGUAGUUUAUUAAAAAUAUAUAGUAUUUAGUAUUAUUUCAAAUGUGAGGUUGAAAGUGUUUGAAUCUAAAAUCCUAUUUUUUUUUCCUUUUUUCUAUGAGACUGGGCACUCUAAAUAAAAUACUUAAGUGCUUUGCCCCCCAAAAAGCCUUAGUUUAUUAGCUUGUAUUGCAUAGGUUCGAUCAUAGGUUUGGUGAAGUAUCGCAAAUAUUAAACCAUUGGUUACAAAGUAUACCAAAAUUUGGUUCUGAAAUUACUUGUUAUCCGAAAUUUAAUCCCGUUCUGAUUAUUUGUUAUAUUUUAUGCAUUAGUUAAAAUGUAAAAGCUUAAACGUUGAUUCUCGAUUUGAAAGUUUUUUUUAUUUACUGUGUUAUUCAAUAUAUUGCAGCCGCAAAACUUUGUGCGGCAUCACUCGAUUCUAGAAGCCAUUGCAAUAGUUUUAACUCUUUUUUUAUUAUAUGUUCUCUGAGGAACUACGCGAUAAAUGAUUUAUAUUUACAGGGGGUGAGGAGCCGAUUUCCAUUAAUUUUCUCAUUAUUAUGAAAGAUUUUGAUUUAUUUGAACAAUUUAAAACUGAUUUAUACAACAAUUUUUUGGGGUCACAUCUGUAUGAAAUAUUUCUUGGAGACCUAGAUGAUAAAUAAAAUAUAUUAAAUGUUCGUUUUGAACACUAUUUCUUUAGUGUCGAAUGAAUAAAUGGUGAUAUAUUUUAUAUCGCCAAUUUGAGAAUUGUUAAAUUAGGCUGAAUGAUUGAAAAUCGAUUUAUGCAAGUUUUUUGAAGCCGCAAUUUGCAUCUGCAAAAAUUUCUUUUCAUGAUUUUUGUGUUCUUUUAUUCUAGAUUUUUAAGUAAUGCAUUUUAGCUCAGCAACGUGCGUUCUAUUUUAAGUUUUUCUUAUGAAAUUGUAACCUGUGAAACAUUCUUCUGUCCAACAAUAAAUUGUAUAGAUACUGAUAUAUUUUGAACUCCAUAUUCCAUCAAAUGUGAGAUUGGUUGAAAUACUGAAAUGUUUUUCAAUCGUUGUAUAUCAAUUUAAUGCAACUACUCAUUCUUGUAAAUAUGCCUUGUUUUUUUCUCACUCUGUUUGAAAUAUAUUUGAAAUAUUUUUUGAAAUAUAUUAAAUCUUAAAAUGGG